CUAUCUUUGCAUUCAACGUUUGCUUUUAAGUUUUAACCGGCACCGUGCUGAACCCCCUCCCGUUUUUCAAGACAAACCGCUACGUGACCGUUGAAGAAGGUAUUGUUAAGAAGAAACAAAAUGGCAACUCCCAACCUUUAUGAAUUCUUGGAGUCACGAGGAGUGGGACCUGAUAUCAUAGAAAGAAUGAAGACAGAAAAGAUUGAUGCAGCUGUUGUUGUUAUGAUGGAAGACACUGCAUUGGCAGACUUCAUCCCGUUACUAGGAGACCGAAUCGCAGUGCGGAGUUUCUGUACUAAACCCCCACAAGCGCCCACUGAUAAGCACCCAAGGAAACAAGCACUGUUGCAGAAACUGCGGAAAAAGUUGAGACUUAGAAGAAAUGAAGGAGAAUCUGGCAGUGAUGAAAAUGAAGAGAGUUCAUCAGGAGCUAGCUCUAGCCACAGCUGCAAGUCAUCUCUGCUGAAAGGCAACAGAAAUGCCACAAGUGACAAGAGAAAGAUAGACAUUGGCUGGCUGGACUUUGACUGUACAUCACAAACCUACAAACAAGUUCGGAAACAGAAAGGUGGGGGUACAAGACAGCUAUCUGUGCUGAAAACGACCGGGCGGGCUGAGUUAUUGGAUCUUGCUCAAGGUUUGUUUUUUAAAGAUGGAGUGUCAUCUAAAGGUGACCAGUCCAAUUAUGAAUUUGAUAUUUGCGACUUUCGGCAGAAAUCAAUGUGUGAUGAAUUCACAGUCGGCCAGCUGUAUGAAGAAUCCAAAAUGCCAAUUUUGAGGUUUUACCUAAGGACAAAAGAAAAGAUCGAACCCCUUGAAAGUGCGAAUGAAAACUCCAACCAUAACAAAAAAAAGGCAAUUAUCAUUGAGUCGUCUGACUCAGGCGAAGAGCAAGCCAUGCCCUUGCCUUUUGAGAAUGUAGGUAAUGAAGUUGAAAUUGGACAGGAAUGUUCAAGCCCAACUUCUCAAUUUGACAAUGAAGCUCCUCGCUCACCCAGUCCUCCCCCAGACACUCCUACAAUCACAUUUGGACCAACACAUACCCCAGAUACUCAGAAUCAGCUAGAUGAUACUAUCCCCUUGCCACAAACAGAGGUUCUUCUGAUCAGAAGGGGAGCAGUUGUGCGAGACAUGAUCAACUCAUUUUCGAAUCCUGGUAUUAUGGAUGCAAACAUUUCUGUGCAUAUGAUACUUCCUAGUGGGCAGAUGGAGGCGGGCCUGGGUAGUGGGGUUUACAAGGAUGCAGUCACUCAAUUCUGGCAGGAAUUUUACGAAGAGAUGACCACCGGGGACACUUACAAAGUACCUGUGAUUAGGCAUGACUUUGGGGAGAGAGAGUGGGAAGCUGUUGCAAGAAUACUUGUUAAGGGAUGGGUUGAUCUUAGGUAUUUUCCCAUUUCACUGUCCCCAGUAUUCAUGGAAACAGCACUGUUUGGAUCUAGUCAUGCUGACACAAAAUCAGCAUUCCUGCAGUACAUUCCUGAGAGUGAGAGAAACAUCUUGGAAGCUGCACUGCAGGAAUUCCCCUCUGACAAUGAGGAACUUGUUGAAAUAUUGGGGGAAUAUGACUGCAAGAAAUUGCCAUCAGAAACCAACCUUUCCCACAUCAUUUCUGAAAUGGGGCACAAAGAGAUCAUUCAGAAGCCAAGAUUCAUAGCUGAUUGCAUGCAGCCAGUGCUGAAAUCACUUCAUGGUAGCCUGACCAAAUCUGAAUUUCUCAAUCUCUAUGAGGAAAUGCAGCCUUCACCCAAGAAGGUUAUUGCUAUGUUGCAGUUUCCUCCAGAAUGUACAGCAAAUGAACAAACUGUUGGAACAUAUCUCAAGAGAUAUGUGAGAUCCCUUAACGAGCACAUGCUGAAGAGAUUUUUGCGGUUUUGUACAGGGUCCGAUGUCCUUUCAGUGAAUGUCAUCAACGUGAUAUUUACUCAGCUGACCGGUUUUGAAAGAAGGCCAAUUGGUCAUACAUGCGGAAAUGUGUUGGAGGUGCCCUCAACAUACGAAAGUUUUGUUGAUUUGCGACAUGAAUUUAAUGAAAUCUUACAAAGUGGAGUGUGGGUGAUGGAUGUUAUCUAGAUUGCCAAGCUUACCUAUCAAGGACGUUACAAGAAAGAUGGCAUU
Patiria miniata (bat star) is the source of this 2118-nucleotide messenger RNA. RefSeq lists its product as uncharacterized. NCBI's taxonomy places the organism in Eukaryota, Metazoa, Echinodermata, Asteroidea, Valvatida, Asterinidae. Gene Ontology annotation, molecular function: ubiquitin-protein transferase activity. The record is from RefSeq and is a predicted model, not a curated record. The transcript is spliced from 3 exons. The coding region runs from base 121 to 2073 and encodes 650 amino acids.